Girardinichthys multiradiatus is the source of this 3138-nucleotide messenger RNA. RefSeq names its product casein kinase I-like. Gene Ontology annotation, biological process: endocytosis; peptidyl-serine phosphorylation; signal transduction. Gene Ontology annotation, molecular function: protein serine/threonine kinase activity; ATP binding. Gene Ontology annotation, cellular component: cytoplasm; nucleus. The record is from RefSeq and is a predicted model, not a curated record. The transcript is spliced from 11 exons. The coding region runs from base 232 to 1485 and encodes 417 amino acids. Lineage: Eukaryota; Metazoa; Chordata; Actinopteri; Cyprinodontiformes; Goodeidae.
GAGGGGCGACGAACCAGAGUAGAGAACGGAUGUUUGUGCUGCUGGAGCUUCUCAGGGACUAUCAACAGGGAGCGCAACCGACAACUGAGCUCAGAGCUGGGGGUAUGAGAGCUGUCAUAAUCCGCUCCCAUCCUCCUCUGGUCGGUCUCCUGUCCGACUGACAACCAUCGGAUCAGAAGCUCCACUAAACCAGCUGUCGGACGAACCCGAUAUCGUUGACACCUUGCAACCAUGGAGCUGAGAGUGGGGAACAAAUACCGGCUGGGGCGAAAGAUAGGUAGUGGAUCCUUUGGAGACAUUUACCUUGGUGCCAACAUUGCGACUGGUGAGGAGGUAGCCAUCAAGCUGGAAUGUGUGAAGACCAAACAUCCACAGUUGCACAUUGAAAGCAAGUUCUACAAGAUGAUGCAGGGAGGAGUUGGUAUUCCAUCGAUAAAAUGGUGCGGUGCGGAGGGAGACUACAACGUCAUGGUAAUGGAGCUACUUGGGCCCAGUCUGGAGGACCUUUUUAACUUCUGCUCCCGCAAGUUCAGCCUAAAGACUGUCCUGCUGUUGGCAGACCAGAUGAUUAGUCGCAUUGAGUACAUCCACUCCAAGAACUUCAUCCACAGAGACGUGAAGCCAGAUAACUUCCUUAUGGGUUUAGGGAAGAAGGGCAACCUGGUGUACAUUAUUGACUUUGGGCUGGCCAAAAAGUACCGCGAUGCCCGCACGCACCAGCACAUCCCUUACAGGGAGAACAAGAACCUGACCGGAACAGCGCGGUACGCCUCCAUCAACACACAUCUUGGAAUCGAGCAGUCGAGACGUGAUGACCUGGAGUCUCUCGGAUACGUCCUCAUGUACUUCAACCUGGGGUCCCUCCCCUGGCAGGGCCUCAAGGCUGCAACCAAGAGACAAAAGUAUGAGCGAAUCAGUGAGAAGAAAAUGUCCACACCUAUUGAAGUUCUUUGCAAAGGAUAUCCUUCGGAGUUCUCCACAUACCUGAAUUUUUGCCGCUCACUCCGUUUUGAUGACAAACCAGACUACUCCUACCUACGCCAACUUUUCAGGAAUCUUUUCCACCGACAGGGAUUCUCCUACGAUUACGUCUUCGAUUGGAACAUGCUCAAGUUUGGCGCCAGUCGGACAACUGAGGAUACGGAUCGUGAAAGGAGGACAGGAGAUGAGAAAGAUGAUCGGAUCGGAGGAGCCCCCAGGGGGUCUGCAUCACGGGGCCUCCCCUCAGGUCCCACUCCAGGCGCUCCCAACAGAGUCAGAAAUGGACCAGAGCAAGCCAUCUCAAACCCUGCAUCACGGGUCCAACAGUCUGGCAACACGUCACCUCGUGCAAUUUCUCGCGCUGAGCGAGAACGGAAGGUGAGCAUGCGUUUACACCGCGGGGCUCCUGCCAAUAUGUCGUCCUCUGACCUCACGGCCCGUCAAGACCAGUCAAGGAUUUCCACGUCGCAGGUCAGCGUGCCAUUUGAGCACAUGGGGAAGUGAAUUUCCUCAGCUCUUCAUGCACACAAAAAUGACAGGGCUGAAAGGAAUCUUUGUUACUAUCCCUUUCUUUCCCCCCAUUCAUUAUACAUUGUUUAUUGAAAAGCUGUUUGUUAAUGGACAUGCAGGUUUUUUGGAACAAGACAUUUAAAUGUUUCAAGGAUUCAGAAAAAUACAUAAAGGUAUUUUUACCUGGACCGCUCUUGCUAAACGUAGGAUCUCCACCACAAAACAAAUGACAAUGCUGCACCUUGACAGUUGCUCAUUCCUACAUGGUUAUUUUUUUUCCUCAGAACAUUCCCUUAAUACUUUGACAAAUGUGAAGAACUGUUGGCCUUGAAGGAGCAAAAGAAGAUUUCAGGGACAUGCAUGUUUUAUUUUAUUUUUUUAUCAAAGGUUGAUGCAGGCCUAGUCAUUUUUCCUUGUUUUUCAGUUUUUAGUACAGCAAUAUACCUUAAUUGUUCAUGAAGGUAUAUUAAAUUGAAGGUUGAGUUUCGUUUUUGUUUUUUAUUUUUAAAUUUUUUUUUUUUAACUUUUUAAAAUUUGAAAGCUAAAUAGGAGGCGGCAUGUAGAUUAGAAGGUGGCGACCAGAAAGGGAACUGAAGAGGAUGAGUAAGUGAUGUUUUAGCCGUUGUAAUGUUCCUGUUGAAGUAGCUGGUAACUGCUUUCCCCGUAUCCACCUAGACAAAAUUUCUCGGCACAUCUCCCUCAAGUUUGACUUUUUUCUUUGAUUUUAAAUCUUUGACGGGAAGGUAAAGUAGGAUUGUGGAAUUUCGAAGGACUCACUCCCAAGUCUUGAGAGAAGCUCCUCAGGAAAACAUCUCAGCAUACUGAUAUUUGACCUGAGACCACAGCUGCCCGUUUUGGCUUACAAACAGGGGAUGCAAUUUUUAUAUUUCUUAAAGUUACCUUUUUUAUUCUUUUGUUAUUUGGGGCUUUGGAGGAGGGGUCAGUCACUGUUGGGAAUAACAUGCGGGUGGGCUGGGGGCAUCAAAUUAUUAUUUUUUUGGUUUACUCCACUGUAAAUAUUUUUUAUUUCAUUGUAAAGCCAAAUGUGGUUAUUGUAAAGGUGUAAAGUAGAAAAAUGCAUACUAAUGCUAGGAUGUUGAAUCAGAAGUCAUAAACUCGGAGAUAAGCAACUGUUGCCUUGUCAGCUGGGUCGUCCAACAGGUGUGAAUGAGUGCCACCGUAAAACUUCUACGGUCAAUAAAGUUGCUUUGUCUGCUUUUUACCUUACAUCUUUUAUUUCCUACCCUGUUCUGGUAUAUCUGGGAUAUUCUCAUCUAUUCCCCAAAUACCACCCAAUAUUUCAGACUCAAUAAUCCUGUUUCAGAAAACUAUUUUUUUUUUAUUUGAUGCUACCUUCUCUUUAUUUACCCCCUCACCAACUCUGUCAUUAGAUGCAUCUGCUUGUGUGUGUGUGUGUGUGUGUUUAUGUACAUGUUUAUGAGUUGCUCUGUGUAUAGUUACCAUUGUACAGGCCACCAUGACCCAGUGGCAUUCCAGUUGUAGAUUUGAGAAUGAUAUAAAAGAGGACAACGCAAGAGGUAUUUCACAUUGUGUAUUGUGUACUGAUAUCCUGUACAGUUCUUCAACACUAUUUACAGUAUUUGUGUAUAUUUUAUGAAGUAAUAAAAUUGAUAAUGUUGCUGACAA